AAUGUGAUGUAGAGGGAUUUCCUAACUAAGGGACUUCAGCAAGUGAUUAGGUGGAAAACAUGUGGGGAGCAGGGAGGGCAGGACAGGGGUGACUCUCCCCUGGUGCUUUGACACUUUGAGCUGCACAACCAAGACAGUGUUUGGAUUCAAACCAGAACCAGCGUGGCCAGUAACUGAUCUUGCGAUCUCACAAUCAGCCACAGAAUUCUGCCGUCAUGGUUCCCCUUGGAGACCUGUGAGGAUUCUGCAGGAGGCUCACUUGGCAGCAUUCUAGAUAAGCUGCAGCAUCUUUGAUAAGUUGGCUGUCAGUUUAUCAUCAGCUUAUCAUCUUAGCUGUCAGGAUGGGUGGCUGCUGGUCAUGGGUGAACUGUAGGUCUCGCCCAGAGGCAGAACCAAAGGAUGAAGAUGAAGAUGAAGAGGGGGCACAGACUGGUCAUCCCAGAAAUCCGGCCCAUGUUGCCCCGUGUCCUGGGGGACCCAGGUUGCACCAUGUUCUGGGGGACCCUCUGAGGGAAGAGCCCAAUGAGGCAACCUUGGUGCCAGGACCCCUUCCAGGAUUUCAUGUCCCCACUGACAUUCUGGGGAAAGAGCUCAAUGAGGAAACCUCAAUGCUAGGAUCCCUUCCAGAACCUCACGUCCCCACUGAUAUUCUGGAGGAAGAGCUCAAUGAGGAAAUUUCGGUGCCAAGAUCCCUUCCAGGUCCUUGCAUCACCAAUGACAUUCUGGGGGAAGAGCCCAAUGAGGCAACCUUGGUGCCAGGAUCCCUUCCAAUACUUUGUGUCCCUACUAGCAUUCUGGGGAAAGAGGUCAAUGAGGAAACCUCAAAGCCAGGACCUCUUCCAGGACCUCACAUCACCAAUGGUAUUCUGGGAGAAGAGCUCAACGAGGCAACCUCAGUGCCAGGAUCCCUUUCAGGACCUCUCAUUUCCACUGAUAUUCUCGAGGAAACGCUCAAAGAGGAAACCUCAAUGCCAGGAUCCCUUCUAGGACCUCACAUUACCAAUGACAUUCUGGGGGAAGAGGUCAAUGAGGAAACCUCAGUGCCAGGUCCUUCCAUCCCCACUGGCACUCCAAAGGAAGCAGCUUUUGCGUCAGAGCCCUUACCAGAGCCUUCCAUUGCUGACAAUUAUCUUGAGCAAGAAGUAGAAAUCCUCACAGGAUUACAGCAUGACUAUGUCCAGCGGCAAAUGAGGGUUCGCCGCAUUUCCCAGCAGUUCCCUCGUUCUCUCCGGGCCAUCAACCUGCAAAUCAGACACACACGGACAAGGCUCAUCCGCAGUGAAGUUCGGCUGCAGCGGUGGGGAAAGGAAGGUGACCAAGCUCUGAUGCCUGUAAUUCAGACAGCUUCUCAUGAUGAUCCUGCAGGCCCUGCUGCAUGUCUCCGCCCCCCUGGGUCCGGUUCAUUAUUAUCUUCUGCCUCGCUGGAAGUUGGCUCCAUCCCACCCUCCGCCUCCACCUCUUCUUUCCUCCUGCAUCCCUCUCCCCCUCCUCCUCCUUCCCCACCUCCUCUAGAGCCAGACCUCAGCAAUGUAAAAGAAACUCUGCAGAGUUUGAUGGAUUUGCAGUUCCAUCAGCUGAAUGACCGCCAAAGAGACCUCCGCAGCUGCCAGGAAUGUUUGCAAAACCUCAAGGCACUGAGGGGACAGCUCCGGAGACUGCGGAGCAGACUGGCAAGGGUGGAAGCCACUAUGGGGAUCCUGGUUCCUCCAAGGGAGCUGGAUGUUGAGGAGGAAAAAGAGCAAGACAAAAACCAGACAGUGCUUCAUACAUAGGUAGCAAUAAAAUGCUGCAUAUUUAUUUUAAAAAUAUUAAACAUUUGUUUUCAUAGGAUAGGAUGUAGAGACUAAACAGCAAUAGAACAUGCAUAUUUACUGCUUAAAAAUUAAAAAGUUGAUUUUAAAGAAAAUAAAGUUGUCUUACUUUGAAUAUUCUUUGGGUAGAGUUGGGUAAAAAUGUCUUUGGGUCAAACCCAGCCACAGAAAAGGCUCUAUGGCCAGUCCACUUGGGGCCAAGAGAUGUUCUGAGAGGUUCAAGAGGUAGCUCAAGAUAGACUGCUCCUUGCCAGGAGGCUUAUACAGAGCUUGUCUGCCCCAAUAUG
This is a messenger RNA of Hemicordylus capensis (graceful crag lizard), 2098 nucleotides long. RefSeq lists its product as uncharacterized. Bases 342 to 1772 code for a protein of 476 amino acids. The record is from RefSeq and is a predicted model, not a curated record. NCBI's taxonomy places the organism in Eukaryota, Metazoa, Chordata, Lepidosauria, Squamata, Cordylidae. The transcript is spliced from 8 exons.